CAGCCCGGAAGGGGCGGGGCCUGCGCGGCGGAAACUCUCCGGCGUGUGAGGCGCGUGUGCGGCGGGGCGGCCUCCCGAGCCCCGCGGUCCCGCUUCCCAGCGGCUCGGGCCCGCACGCUGCAGGGGUCGGGGCGCAUUGCCGGGAACGCAGCCCCCCGUCCUGAUCCCACAGUCACCUUCACCCCGUGCGCUCGGAGACGCAGCCCUCUGACCCCAGGACCGACAGACACACAGACACCCCAGUGCGGAUCGACAGGAACCCCCGGCCUGGCCAUGGAGCCCCGAGUGCUCCCGGCUCCUCCCGGCUCUCUGCGCCCUCCUGGCGGAUCCCAGGCAGCCGGUGGCGGAUGACACCUGUCUGGAGAAACUGCUGGACUGGCUUAAAACGGUCAACGGAAGCAGAACCCAGUUUUCUGGUGCCGCAGGAGAACCCCUGCCUGACGGAGCUGCUGCUCCACACGCUGAAGCUCCAGGACACGAGUCCCCGAGUCCUGUCCUUCCCGCUCCGCCUUGCAGGGGUAUUUGCAGCCCAGGAGGACUGCUUCCAGUAUCUCCAGCAGGGGCAGCUGCUGCUCGGGCUCUUCGGGGAGGCCGGGCCCCUGGGCAAAGCGGCCUGGGGCAUCCCCAGCGUGCGCAGCGGCUGGGCCCAGGGCCUGUGCUCCCUGGAGCAGCACCCCAGCGCCCUGCAGUUCCUGGCCGACUGCGGUGCUGUUGACACCAUCCUCUCCCUGCAGGGAGACCCCAGCCCGUUUGUCGCCUCAGCCGCCAGCCAGCUCCUGGUGCGCGUCCUGGCCUUGGCCCUGCACGGCAGCACUGGGGAGCAGCCCCUCGACGGGCCCCCCUGCGCCCAGAGGGUUGUGGGCCACCUCGAGGAGUGCCUGCGCUCCCCGGCCACCCCCCAGGUCAUAUGAACGCUGGAUGUGCUGACUUCCCUGUUCGGGCGCUGCCAGGGCCCCUGGAUCCAGGUCCUGUGGGUGCGGCUGAGCCCCGUGGCCCACCUCCUGGAGGAAGACCCCGUCCCGGCCGCGCCCGUGCUCGUGGGCCUCCUGCUCAGUGUGGCACAGUGAGGUCCUUGCGAUGCUGUGGGAGGUGCCGAGUUGCCUUGGAGCAGGGGCACCUGGGUGUGUGUCGGGGGAAGCCAGAGCCCUGAGCUGGCGGAUCCCAGCCUCCACCAGGAGCCCACAGGGGCAGAGGAUGCCCCUGGGGGGCAGAGGACGGGGGUGCAGAGGUGGGAGGAUGGGGAGCACGGUCUCCCUGGAUCAGGAGCAGGGCCAGCCUUGGCAGUCCUGGCGUGUCCCCCUCUGAGCCUCAGUCCUGCCACACGCAGGGAUGGGCUCCACAACGGUCACCACCCUCCUCUCCUCCAGGUCAUCCUGCGUGGGCCUCCCGUGCCAGACCCUGGCGCAGCUGGAGGAGCUGCAGCCCCCGUGGGUGGGGCCCGGAUGGGGACAGGCCUCCCCGGAGCAGAGGCCACCAGCCCCACAGCCCCCGCUGAGCCCUUGCCCUGGCCCCAGGCGCCCCUGCUGGGGGCUGUGACGACGACACUGCGGUUCUGCACUGGCUCCGCGGCCCCUGCCUCCAGCAUGGGGGGCCUCCUCUGCGAGACCCUGGCGGGCUGUGUCCGGGUGCAGCGAGCGGCGCUUGAUUUCCUGGGUGCACUCUUGUGGGGGACGGGCCCCCAAGAGCUGGUGACUCUGGUGUUUGCCCUCCUCCUGGAGUACCUCAGGAGCCCUGACUCCAGCCCUAUGGUCCUGAAGAAGGCCUUCCACGCCUCGCUCCAGUGGCUGCUGCACUCACUGGGCCCCCAGACCCAGCUCUUCCUCACAGAGCUGCUGCCCGAGCUGCAGAAGCGUCCGUGCAGCCCCUGCUGGGAGGUGCGCGACUCAGCCCUGGAGUUCCUGGCCCAGCUCACCAGGCACUGGGGAGGGCGGGCCGGCUUCCGACAGGCCCCCCUGGCCUCAGAGGUGCCUGAACUUGCCGAGCAGAUGCUCCACGACCCCGAGAGCUACGUCCAAGCUGGCGCGGUGGCCGGUGGGCAGCUGUCCAUGCAGGGGCUACACGCCAUCCCCGAGGCCCCGGAGGCCCAGCAGAGGCUGCUCCUCGAGCUCCUGCACAUUCUCUCCACGGACUCAGAGAGUUUCCCCCGCCGGGCUGUGAUGCACGUCUUCACGGAGUGCCUGCGGGACGGCCACACCAAUGUGCCCAAGGACAGGGAGCAGUUCGUGGCCAGCGUGCUCCGGGCGGCGGGCCGCGACCUGGACUGGGAGGUCAGGGUGCAGGGCGUGGAGCUGGCCCUGGCGUUCCUGGCCCAGACGCUGGGGCCUCCUGGUGCCAGCUGCCCCUGUGCCGUAGCCCUGUCCGGGGCCGCCCCACCCAGCCCCCCAGCCCCCGCAGUGCUGCAGACGCUGUGCUGGGCCCAGUUCUUCGAGUUCACUUUUCGUACCUUGUUUGACUGUGACUGGGCUGUGGCCCGGAAGUCCUGCAACCUCCUCCUCCUGCUGGGGGCCACAGUGGACCCCUGCGGCGCCAGCUCUGCCAGCGUGGAGGCGGCCCUGCGGAGCUGGCAGGCAGGCGGGCAGGGCCAGCCCCUGGGGCAGCUGGAGCCCGAGGCUGUGGUGGCCGUGCUGCGGUCCCUCGACCUGGAGGGCCUCCGGGCCACGCUGGCCGAGAGCAGCGACCACGUGGAGAGACGCCCCCAGUCCCUCCUGCAGGACAUGCUGGCCACCGGGGGCGUCCUGGAGGACCAGGCUGACUGCUACUGAGGGGCCCUGGCCCCCACCAGCACACCAGGGGACGGACCUCCCACCAGGACAGCAGGGGCCCACGGGGCUGCCCUGGGUCCCCUCUUGGCUCCUGCCAUCCCAGGGCUACAAGGCGCCCCCAUCCCAGCCCAGCUCCACAGGGGCCUCUGGGCAGCUGGGACCAGGGAGAGCAACAAGAGGGAACCCACAUUGUGAUUUAUUAUUAAAGAAAUGGCUUAUUUUCUACACAGAAUAAAUGACUUCCGACAGAG
This is a messenger RNA of Choloepus didactylus (southern two-toed sloth), 3013 nucleotides long. RefSeq names its product BRCA1-associated ATM activator 1-like. Gene Ontology annotation, cellular component: nucleus. Lineage: Eukaryota; Metazoa; Chordata; Mammalia; Pilosa; Megalonychidae. The record is from RefSeq and is a predicted model, not a curated record. Gene Ontology annotation, biological process: cell population proliferation; DNA damage response; positive regulation of protein phosphorylation.